GUUGCGUUGUGAGUGAUCGGUGAGAUUUAUUUUUGGAUUUUCGUUCGACAUAGGCUAUUUAUUCAGUAUAGCACCGAUCGUCGCGACAUAUCCACGUUCGAUUUAGUUAUUAUUUGAAAUAGAAUAAAUCUUUAGAUUUCAUCUCAAAAUCUCCAAUUUUAGAACUGAAAUGGAUAUACAACACGUAUCUUCCGGAAGCAUGAUGGAGUCUCCAUCAAAAUAUGGACGCGACCAAAAAUAUGUGUAUAAAAAGUCAUCAUACCAAUAUUCAACAAAUACGGAUGGAAAUAUCGCAAAUAGUUUUAGUUCAAAUACGGAACAAAAUGUCAAUCAAUUGGAUGCUUUAUUAGAAGACUUAAAAAACGAACGUGAACAAACCAGAGAAAAGGAUAUUCACACUUCAAGUACGAGCUUUAAAACAAUAGAACCAACAGGAACAGUAACAAAAACAACUCGCAUAAUCAAAUCUCAUCAAUUGCCAAUUGAAGUAGAAAACGUGACUGCAUACAACUCUUAUAACUCAUCCUAUGAACCUUCUUCUACAAACGAAAUUUCAACUUAUAAAUCAAAUAAAUCUGUUUCGAAAAAUAUCAACACAUCGACGAGUGCUUUUGAGACAAGUAAUACUUCUCAUUCUGAAAACAAUGUGCUAGUUCCGGUGCUUUUAGAAAACGAUGCAAAAACAUUACAACUUUCCGAUGAUAUCUUGCCUAUACCCGGAACAAAGGUGACUACAACUGUUCGUACUUACACGUAUGAAAUUCCAGCAGAUCAAGGCACAAUAAACAACAGAACCAUGUUGUAUAAAAAUAAUGUUUACAAUUCUUCUUCGAGGAAUGAACUUAUUUCUGAACCAACUUUGCCACACUCAGUGGUUUAUAGCUCGGAAAGUUACAAUACAUUAAAUGGUACCAACAACGGACCUAAUAACCCUAAUGUUGAUCGUCAGGUGGGAAUCAAUUCCACCAAUCGCAUAUAUGAGAUAAAUGAAACACAAGACUAUCGUACACUCAGAAACGAACAUCUUGUUCCGCAGCCAACUCAGCCGACUACGAAAACUAUUGUUUACAAUAUAAACAAGACGGAACAUAAUACCAAUACUAGCAGUUAUCAAGGAGCUCCUUCCUCUCCAAAUAAUGUUCCUUCACAUACGCUCUUACCACAGCGUCCACAACAAUCACCACAUCACCCUAAUGGCUCGACAAACAACUAUUACUAUCGAGAGUCUACUAACACAGUGAAUACAAUUAGCGGUUCACCUGGAGACAAUUUACAUCCAAACUAUACCGUAGAAUAUACCAGAGAUAACUAUGGUCCUAGAGACAACAAUGUUCCCCAAAAUACUUCAAACAAUGUUACCUAUAAUUAUUCAUCAUCUACUAUAAACUCACGCCGUGGACCAAAUUACGAUUCUCCAACAUCACAACCGCCUCCAUUUCCUGUCGAUGGUAUUGUAUAUCCUGAUACUACUGGUCGUCCACCGGCAAAAUUAAACGAUCUCUUGGAUUCAUUAGGAGAGGAUAACGUUGAUAGUAAACUCGUUGACACCACCCAUCGUCCAAAAAGAGAAAUUGAAACAGCACUUGCAACAACAAACCAGCAAACUAUACCAAGCGUAAAUAAAGCAGGACCUGCUGUAUAUUAUCCACCAGGACAUGAUUGGUUAGCCAAAAAAGAAGAAAGUAUGGCUGCUGGUGGUUAUUCCGCUUCUGGAAAAUAUGCUAAAGCAUCUGGAAUGUACGAAUACGAAUCUGGAUAUAAAUCGAAGAGCUCAAGUAAAUCGGGUGCAGCUGUUGUACCAGUUUGUCUGCCUCUUUGCUGUGCAAUGCCGUGCAGCAUCAUGUAAUUUGGUUGUUAUUCAGAAUUUAAAUAUUGUUAGCUUUUCAUAAGAUUGAUGUUUUUGUUUUUCUCUAAUUUUUUACAUUACAAUUAUUUAAUAUUUGUAUUUUCUAAGUGCUUAUCAACGGUUGCAAGCUUUUAAACAGAGAAAAUUAAGAUUUUGUAAAAAAUACCGUGCAUCAUUGCAUUUCGUUAUGAGUGCAUACAUUUUAGAUUUUAUACUAUAUCAAAUGCCAUGGAUAAUUAAUUAACAAAAAAAAACUUAUAUACUAUACAAACAUAAUGAAUGUGUGCAUAGAUACAUACAUAAAUGCAAAUAUUUACAAUUUAUAUUAAUGUCGUUAUUAUUAACAUGUUGAAUUGAAGUUUUUUUUCAAACGCUGUAUAUGUAAAAUAAAAAAUAUAUAAAUAUACUAGACUGCUAACUUAGGCUAAGAAAG
Episyrphus balteatus (marmalade hoverfly) is the source of this 2279-nucleotide messenger RNA. RefSeq lists its product as uncharacterized. The coding region runs from base 170 to 1846 and encodes 558 amino acids. Lineage: Eukaryota; Metazoa; Arthropoda; Insecta; Diptera; Syrphidae. The record is from RefSeq and is a predicted model, not a curated record. The transcript has 8 exons.